AUGUAUGUCAAGGUUGCAAUGGUCAUCGAACGCGGUGUAGCUCUGUGGAAACGCAAGAAGUACGAAAAGUUUGGAGGAAAAUUAGGCCUCGCUCUUGCUGCAGUUUCGGUCCUCGCUGCGUUCGCUAUCACCGCAUGGAGCAUACGUAGAGCAGAAUACUCAGACAAGCCGUACUGCUCUUCGUCUACACCAGCUACAUUAGCAAGAUCGGCUACUGCAUACAUCAUUGUUUGUGGAAUAGGUAUAAUUGCAUUGAUCGGCGUUGUGCUUUUAUUCACUACAAAUCGAACUGCCGUAAAAAAAAAGCGUUUUGAUCUUACCUCCUCUUAUCAACUGAACGAAAAUUAUACCGUAAUUAGAAUGCUUUUGCCCCACGCCGUAUUUCAAAGCAUGUGCUAUAUAUUUUAUACAAUUCUUUCUGCAUUUAUUUCGGGCAAUGCGGAAAAAUUCGAGUACAUCACGUUCCGAAUGUUGCUGUCCCUUAUCUACUUAUUACUGCUUACCGUUACCCGUCCUGAGUUAAUGCUCACCGAGCCCUAUCGUGCUGCCCUGAAGAUACCGCACGGACACGCGAACGGGAACUCGGCAAUGGACUAA
Cylicocyclus nassatus is the source of this 597-nucleotide messenger RNA. Lineage: Eukaryota; Metazoa; Nematoda; Chromadorea; Rhabditida; Strongylidae. The record is from the annotation of a GenBank genome assembly.